Messenger RNA from Fusarium odoratissimum NRRL 54006, 1615 nucleotides. RefSeq lists its product as uncharacterized. The transcript has a single exon. The record is from RefSeq and is a predicted model, not a curated record. NCBI's taxonomy places the organism in Eukaryota, Fungi, Ascomycota, Sordariomycetes, Hypocreales, Nectriaceae. The coding region runs from base 215 to 1615 and encodes 466 amino acids.
AAUGCCUUGAGGACUUCUCGCAUGACGGAAGUUGUGUUCAUGGGGUCGGGUAGAAGAUAGUGCUGAAAGACUCAAAAGAGUGAAACUUCCCCAAAUCCGAGUUGGUACGGUCUCAGUAACACUCUUAACAACAGUUUUGGCUAGCUUGAGUCUCAUUUGAAUAUUAGAUCCAGCGGUUUGAGUCGCUCCGGGAGAACAGAGCAUAAGAACCCAGAUGUCACGACUACGCCCGGCUUCCGAGCCCCGGCACCGGACCCGGCGCUCAUCGGAUCGGGUCAUUCCCGUCGCCAGAAUACCACAGCUUUCCCGGCCGUAUCUUCUCGAAUGGAGUACACAAAAUUGUCGGCAGAAAGAAUUACUCAAUGUUGAAGAGUUUCAAGAAGAGAUGCUGGCGGUGGAAAGGCCAGGAUGGCGGAAGUUGGCUAUUGUAAGAGGUGAAUGCGAUAUGGGUGUUCUAAUAGGGAUGGAGUUGGAUAAGAAAAGGGGUGGAUGGGUUUGGGAGUUCCCUGAGACGGAGAUCAGAAGAAGGAAGCCUGAAGAGGAGGAUGGCGAGACGAAAGAGAAAGACGAUGAUGACGGGUCUGAUGAGGAUGAGGGAAUCAGAAUAUGUCGCGCAUCACUCAUGGUCAAGGAACAACUCCCUAUUCUUCUCCUCGAUGGUCUUCCGUUUCGAAUAUCCCCACGACCCUAUCGACCUUCAAGAGUACCAGGUAAUACACGUCCAGACGGCAAAGCAUCAAGCAAGCGCCCCCCAAAGCGAUCCGGCCUGGAAGAUUCCCUCUGGCAAGCCCUCGUCGAUAUCCGCCCGAUAGAGGACCUAGUCGCAGAGCUCAUCUACGAUAUGUGGCUACAGACACUCGACUCCCUACCGCCUCUCGGAUCUGACUCCGUGGAUGUUCAGUGGACUAUCGCGCGAGCCCUUGAGACCAAUGCCGAUAUUACAAGAAGCAUGGAGCGACGAGGAGAGUUCAGUACCAUAACGUCCACAGACUGGUCAAAUCUUGCAGAACGUUUACAAAGGCGCAUACAACUCUCUGUGACCGUUGCUCUCCAAGCACAUGCUCAGCAAGCCCAGGACGACCCCAAGGAUUCAAACUCAAGAAGUCUGGAUCGAAUAGCAUAUCUAGGAGGCCUCUUGCUGCCCCUGACAGUUGUAUCAGGGAUUCUGUCAAUCCAAAGCUCAUAUGGUCCGGAGGGUAAAUCAUUUUGGGUCUUCUGGCUUGCAUCAGGGCUUUCUUCCCUCCUCGCCAUCCUCAUCAUUUACGCAGACCAUCUGAGAACGUUGGAUGUGUGGAUGGAAGUUGCAGCAAGUGAGAUUCUGGACCUGGACCACAAUAAACGAUUCCAGGCGAAUAGAAUCCCACGUCGACGAGAAUAUUAUAGCAGUGGCGAUCCCGAACGGGGAGAAGCCAAGUUGACGACAGCAUCGGAUGGAGGCGUGUAUGUUGUGCAACAUCGGGGAGAUGGAACGAGAGGCAAAGCUUGGAGGAGAGGGGAACUAGGUUGGCUUGGGGCGAUGAAGAAGAUGUCAGGAUGGUAUCGAUGGAGGGGAAGUCCAGGGAUGGAGUUCAGGAUGCCUGGUUGGGAGAGGAAGGUAAAGAACUUGGUGUGGUGA